This is a messenger RNA of Rhizopus microsporus ATCC 52813, 3126 nucleotides long. RefSeq lists its product as uncharacterized. Lineage: Eukaryota; Fungi; Mucoromycota; Mucoromycetes; Mucorales; Rhizopodaceae. Gene Ontology annotation, molecular function: glycerophosphocholine phosphodiesterase activity; protein binding. The transcript has 8 exons. Gene Ontology annotation, biological process: glycerophospholipid catabolic process. The record is from RefSeq and is a predicted model, not a curated record. Bases 1 to 3126 code for a protein of 1041 amino acids.
AUGAAGUUUGGCAAACAAAUCCAAAGCCAACAAUUUACAGAAUGGAGUCCCUAUUAUUUGGAUUACAAAGGAUUAAAGAAAUUCAUCAGCUCACUACUUAACGCCCCUGCUGACAGUCUAAAAGCUUUAGGAUUGCCUCCUAUUGACGAUGAAGAAGACCGUUCAAAACUACUUCAGUCACAAAAGGCAGCUUUCUUUUUUAAACUUGAACGUGAACUCGAAAAGAUCAAUUCGUUUUAUCUUCAAAAAGAAAAUGAGUUAAAAGUGCGACUAAGGACGCUUAUUGAUAAAAAGAAAGUACUUCAAUCCGAUACCCGCCGACUAAAGCACGCUUCGACCUUAUUUAAAGCUAUUCAGGAAGCUUUUAUUCAGUUUGAACAAGAGUUGACCAAGAUUCAAAAAUAUGUCGAAUUAAACAAUGAAGGCUUUAGAAAGAUCUUGAAGAAAUGGGAUAAACGGUCAAAGUCAUCUACAAAAGAGCUCUAUCUUUCACGUCAGAUCGAUAUUCAACCAUGCUUUAACACACAAGUCCUAUGUGAGUUAUCCGACAUGGCAUCUGCAAACCGUAUUGAGCUAUCCAAUAUUCAGGAAGGCAUUCCGAUUAGCCCAGCAUCAUGGGGUCCACACGAGAUGAACAACACCAACGGUACGACAGGAACUAAUCUUGGUGGGGGAACAGGCGCAGUAGAUGAGAUGGAUGAUGUCGAACUUGAGCUUGUGAAGUCCGUAUCCGCAGGACAGGCUUCUGUCGUCCGAGAGAUCCUAGACCGUAUCACUCAAAAUCCAGCACCAGAAGACCGGGGCAGAAUAACACGUGUGUUCUGGCACGCCUGCUCAGAAGCGUCCAAGGAGAUUGUCGAUAUGCUUAUUAAUACACAAUUGGUCGAUUUCGAUUACGUAGAUGAUAUCAUCGAGCGAUCUUGUUUACAUGUCGUUGCCAUGAACGGUCGCUUGGAUCUAUUGGAGACCUGUAUUGAACACAGCGCCAAUGUAGAAGCAACAGAUGCCUACGGAAGAACAGCACUGCAUUAUGCUACCAUGAAUGGAUUUGCCGAGUGUGUCAAGUACUUGAUUAGCAAAAAUACCGAUAUUGAGCGUAGAGAUCAUGAUGGAUUCACUCCACUUAUCUAUGCCAUCAUGAACGGACAUACGACCUGUGUAGAGAUCCUGAUACAAGCCAACGCCAAUAUUGAGCCCAGACAUCCAGGAGACCAUAUCCCUCUAUCACUCGCCUGUCACUUUGGACAUACCGACAUUGCCCUGAUGCUCUAUAACCAAGGAGCAAAAAACCUGCCUAAUGCCGAAUCGCUUUACCCCUUACACCUUGCCGCUCGCCAGGGACAUGCUGAACUCUGCCGCGUACUCUCACAAAACUCACAGGAUAUUGACACGCCCGACAAGUAUAACUCGUGGACGCCUCUCUUCUGGGCUGCCAAUGAUGGACACGUCGAGUGUGUACGUAUCUUGAUCCAUGCCGGUUGUAAGGUGAAUGCCAAAGAUGAAAAUGGAAAGACAGCGCUUUACUAUGCCGCGUGGGAAGGUCAUAUGGACUGCGUUCAACUCUUGAUCGAUGCCGGUUGUGAAACAGAAACUCUCCAGGACGCAUUAUCGAAUGCCAACACGGCGUCUCCAGAAGCAGGUGAGGCUGAUGGAGAACUGGACGUUAUUCCUUCUUUAUCCUUGCCACCACCCAUCAUCCCCUUCCGUAUUUAUGGUCACAGUUAUUUGGAUAAGAAAUAUCAGGUUCAGAUCAGUUUCCGCCAACCACCCAUCCGCCUUUAUGACAACUCACAAGUUUCUUCUCUGCGUAUCAUCAUAUCGUCUAAACCCGAUACAGGCAUGAUUCCUCACAGCGUGAUCCUGCCAUUGGUGGAUGAUCGGGACGUGUCUAAUUUCCAAGUGGACAAACUUGAUGAUUUCUUGUUAGAGUUUGAUGUACUUGCAACAUUUGGUUCCAAGGUACUCGGGCGUGGCGUUGCCUUGCCUCAUUCGUUUUCGCGUGCUGAUUUCAAGAUCUCCGAGGGCCAUUGUACCAUCCCACUGCUUGAUGGACAUUUGAAAGUCAUUGGCGAGCUUUCAUAUGAUUACUCGGUGAUCAACCCUUUCAGAGGUGUUCAACUAGAGAUUGGUGGUAGAAUCGAAACCUAUUGGAAAUCGACAAAUACUGUGCUACCUUCAGAGCCUACUGCCGCCACCAUAACCGCGGCUCCUGCAUCAACCUCAUCAAACACCAAUGAUGCUACUACUACUGCUGCUGCGACUACCAAUACUACUGCCAAUGUGCCAUCGUUCAUUACCGCCUCUUCAUUAUCAGGAGACUAUGUGCUAGUCAUUGUACAGCUAACAAAAGAUCUGGUGCCUGUCGUCUAUGCCAACUGGAUGGUUCCCUUUGAAGGGCUUGAUCUGGCAGUUUCUGACUUGACUUUUAACCAGCUUAGUCACAUAGGUGAGCAACUGCUAAAGGACUAUCAACCCUCUAAUAGCGAUAUCUGCCCUGUUACUGGAAACAGUCUGAUCAUUCAAAAGCUUGGCGAUUAUCGACAGUUUUUGUCAUUAGAUCAAGUAUUGCAGAAACUUCCACUCAGUAUGGGAGUUCAUCUUGAACUAAAAUACCCUUCACCAAGCGAUCAGACACUCUACUCAUUUCCCAACAUUUGCGGACGAAACACAUUUGUUGAUACAAUUCUUCAAUCAAGCCGAAGCCUGUUCUUUUCAUCCUAUAAUCCUGCCAUUUGCAUGGUAGUCAACUGGAAACAACCCAACUAUGCUGUAUUCUUUGGUACAUAUUGCGGGCUCAAUGUGCACCGUGGCAUGAAACGUAAACAUGUAGAAGACGAUGCGGGUAUAAAGCAUGAUUCAAGUGAUAUUCGCUGUUCAUCGCUGAAGGAAGCUGUUAAGUUUGCAAAACAAAAUAAUCUCUUGGGUGUCAUCUGUAAUGCACAAACACUAGUACAAGUACCUUCUCUAAUAAAGACGGUCAAAGAAAGUGGAUUGAUUGUCGUCACAGCAGGAGAAGUUAAUUCUGAUGUUCAAUAUCGCCAAAUACAGGAAAGAUAUGGUGUAGACGCCAUGAUAAUUGAUCAAGUGGUUCAUUUUAAUAACUCAAUGGCUGGUGCCGGAUUUUAA